GUUAAUUGGAAUAUUGAAAAAUGUUUUAAUACACUUAGGUAUGAUAAAGGUUUUACUUAGAGAAUAAUUUAACCAACAAUACGAAUGCCUGUAUAGACCUAAUAGUCUAUCAUAAUUCCAUUAGAUAAAUCGAGCUAAUUACAAUCUACUAGAAGAGUGUCAUAGAACAUGGAUUAACAAAUUUCAAAUGUUUCUCCAAUAAGAUUAAUCACAAAUAAAGUAUCAGUAAGUCCAAAUGUCGUUAAAUAUCCAUAAUAAUCCUAAAAUACAACAAUGACGCCAUAAAAAAUUCCUUAUAAUUAACGUUAAAAUUAGACUCCGACAAAGCAUUAAGCUUUGCAAUCAAGAACCCUAACUCCAAAUGUAUUAUCAUAACAGAAAUAGAGUCUUACCAAUAACUAACAUAUUUAAUCGAAUAGAGUUCACACUGAUGCUGGUUUCUCAACUCCUUUGCACAAUCAAAGAGAGAAAGAGAAUUAAGAAUAUUCAAAUGAUAAGUUAGCUGCAUAAUAUCAAAAUUUAUAAGAGCAAUUGAUAUAAUCAGAAUUUAAAAUUAGCUAACUAGAACAAAAGAGUAGACAACUUCAAGAAUAAAGAAAGAAAUUAUAAUAAUAAUUCUUGUAGAAGUCCCCAAAACUGGCUUCCCAGUUAUGA
Messenger RNA from Paramecium sonneborni, 654 nucleotides. Lineage: Eukaryota; Ciliophora; Oligohymenophorea; Peniculida; Parameciidae. The record is from the annotation of a GenBank genome assembly.